GAGAAACAUUCAAAACUUUUCAUACUCAGAGUAACCAUGUCAUUCAUCAUCAGAAGACAAUUAUCGACUUUGAUCCCCCCAAAGAUUGCUUCGGCUAAGAACAUUGGCUCGAACCCAAACGCCAAAAGAAUGGCUGAAGUCGUCUCCUUUUACAAGAAGUUGCCCACAGGCCCAGCCCCAGCCCCAAAGAAGCCAAUCACCCCAUUGGCCAAAUACAAGGCUGCCUUCUUUGACGGUGACAACGCCUCCGGUAAACCUUUGGUGCACUUGGCUGUUGCCAUUGUGAUCUUGGGUUACACCUGGGAAUACCAAUCCCACUUGAAGCACCACAAACACUAGACUGUUUGCUUAGAUAUUCAAUAAAACGAUCAUAUUCUUC
This is a messenger RNA of Yamadazyma tenuis ATCC 10573, 379 nucleotides long. Lineage: Eukaryota; Fungi; Ascomycota; Pichiomycetes; Serinales; Debaryomycetaceae. The record is from RefSeq and is a predicted model, not a curated record.